UAGUUUCUCGAAACGGGCUUCGAUACUUGCCGUUUUCCAUCGAAGCUUCACCAGCACCUGCAGCAGCAACGGCAGCAUAAAAUGACAACAUAAACAAAGUGAUUCGCUUGGGUGGAGGCGGGAAACAUUGUUGUUAUUUCGGCCCGCUAAUAAACCGCUUGCUUGCUGGUUUUUGGGGAAAACGAAAAGCAGAAAAACCAUGAGCAAAUUACGCUCAUGCUGUGUGCCGUGCUGUAACGAAGAAAAGUUUUCCCUCGUCCACAAGUUCCCGUCGGACAAUGAGCGGGCGGAACAGUGGCGCCGGGUGCUGGCCAUCGAUGGCUUUGUCGGUCUGUCGAUCGACGUCAUCCGGAAGCGGUUCUUCAUCUGCACGCGCCACUUCCGCGAUUCCGACUACAAAAACGAAGCGUCCCGCAGCCUCAACAUUACGGCGGUGCCGUCCAUUAAUCUGGUCACGCUGAACGAUCCGGAAGGUUUGAACCGUGAUCCACCGCCGCUGAACCGGCCCGGAACGAUGCUCCCCGUUGGGCAGGGAUUGGCGGAGCCGAAAGGGGGACAGGAUAGCGGUCGGCAGGAGCAGAUGGCCAAUACGUCCACCGUGAGCCCGGGGUUGACCGCUUACGUUGAAGAAUCCUGCCCCGAAGUGUCCCAGUUCGCGACGACGUACGGGGGUGACAUAGAGUUCAUCAACGUUCCGUCGAGCGAUGAAUUCCGAAAGCCUUCCCAAGGAUCGGCCUCUACUGUUUCGUUGAAACGAGCCUUCCCCAAACCAAUUCCCAGUCCGGGUACCCUCAAUACCAUCAGCCUCAUUGAGCCGAGAGUGAAAGUACCCCCGACGCGGGCGAACAACGUGCUGCGGCGAACGAUCGUUACGAAACCGGCUUACAGUAAUAUCGUCCCCCUGGGUGUACCCCCAGAGGGAGCCCCGCUGGUGCUGAGACGGAUCAAGGGGCCAGUGCCGAUGGUGGAGCGUAAAAAAUGUACCAGCACGAUGACGCAAACGGAUGAUACGGCGGUGGAGGAACCUGCUGAUAAGCCACCGGGUCAGACGGUGGGCGAGCAGGACGAUAAGGAUGUGAAGGCAAACCAGCCCGCCACGAAGGUGCUGGCCCUGCUCGAGUGUACGCCGGAGAAUUUGCAACGGUUACAGCGCAAGCUGGAGGCGGAAGGUGGCGCGUUGUGCCUUGACGAGCGCUUGCUACGACUGGAUGACGACGACGAAGCGGAGCGCGAUAAAGCGAUGCAGUCGAACAAGCAGGACGGAACGGCGGACCCGACCCGUUUCCUGACCGUGUGGACCGACCCGAAGGAGGGCGAGUCUAUUUCGGUUAGCUACGUUUGGUUGCGCGAUCACUGCCAGUGCGAGGAGUGCUACAAUGUGGCCACAUUCCAACGGUCCACCUCGAUCCUCGAUUUGCCGCUCGACAUACAGCCGGCGUUGUGUAAUGUGACCGAUAGUAAAAUCGAAAUCGUCUGGCAGGAUGGCCAUCUAUCGUCGUACCAACUGCGCCAGGUGGUGGACAAUCACGUGGACAACUACCGCAAACGGUUGGAAGAGCGGCGCGCCCAGCUCGUCCUGUGGGAUCGCGCACUGAUCGCCGCAGCGGAUCACCCGCCCAGCUACGCCCGCGUCACGCUAAACGAUCUGCUGUGCGAGGACAGCGUGAUGCGGCAGGUUGUGGGCAGCUUGAUCACGUACGGCUUUGCCUUCAUCACCAAAGUGCCACCGAACCAGCAAAGCACGGAGAUGGCGGUGAAGCGCAUCUUUCCCGUGCAGCGCACCCUGUUCGGUGACAUGUGGACGUUCAGCGAGAGCAAGAUGGACCACAGCGACACGGCGUACACGAACGGCUUCCUGGGGCCGCACACGGACAACACGUACUUUAGCGAUGCGGCCGGGCUGCAGGUGCUACACUGCAUCCAGUUUAACGGGCGCGGCGGCGAGACGCUGCUCGUCGAUGGGUACGCGGCGGCGGAACGGUUGCGCGAAAGCAAUCCCGCCGCGUACGACCGGCUGUGCGAGUAUCCGCUCGAGGCGGAGUACAUUGAGGAGGAUAAGCACCAUCGAUACGUGGCGCCAGUUAUAAAGCGCCAUCGUGUGCUGACCGGGGCGGUCGAGCAGAUACGCUUUAACCCGUACGAUCGGGCACCGAUGCGCACGCUGGCGGCGGCAGAGGUGCCCCAGUUCUAUGCCGACUAUCGCAAGCUGGCGGAGGAGCUGUACCGCGAGGAGGUGCAGUGGAAGUUUCAGCUCACGCCCGGCACGGUGCUAAUCUUUGACAAUUGGCGCGUGCUGCACGGCCGGAUGGCGUACAGUGGGAAGCGGGUGAUGACCGGAUGCUAUGUGGCGAGGACGGAAUAUCAGAGCGUGGCGCGCACGAUGGGGCUGAUCGAGUGAGCUGUUUGGCAGCAUAAUUGGAAAGGGGUUUUUUCAUCAUUGUGGAUUUGCGUUAUGAAUGCAAUGAACCAGAAAUGCAAUAGAAAUCGUUCUAUGUCGGUUCGGUUCGGCGAAAACGCAGAGUUAGGGCAAGACGCCUAUGCCAAACUGUGGCAGACGUUGCUCUUUACGUUCUGCUUCAAACGCGUCAGUAUAGUCUCAAACGUCAACUCACAGCGUUUGCAAAACCCGAUUAAAAUUGCACUGGAUGCGCCUUUCCUAUUCGAAACAGCUGAACAACAUACAGUGACGGCACGCUGAUGUUGGACACCAAAUUUUUCGUACGCAUUACCCCAGACAUGUGCUAGCUUUGGAGCUUCCUGGACGGUUACUUAAACUUCGUAUCGGAAUACCUCCUUCGAUAAGGUUAGUGUUUCAC
Anopheles coluzzii is the source of this 2816-nucleotide messenger RNA. RefSeq lists its product as uncharacterized. Lineage: Eukaryota; Metazoa; Arthropoda; Insecta; Diptera; Culicidae. The transcript is spliced from 3 exons. Gene Ontology annotation, biological process: carnitine biosynthetic process. Bases 200 to 2398 code for a protein of 732 amino acids. Gene Ontology annotation, cellular component: mitochondrion. The record is from RefSeq and is a predicted model, not a curated record. Gene Ontology annotation, molecular function: trimethyllysine dioxygenase activity; iron ion binding.